This is a messenger RNA of Andrographis paniculata, 2773 nucleotides long. Its product is annotated as receptor-like protein EIX1. The record is from RefSeq and is a predicted model, not a curated record. Gene Ontology annotation, molecular function: protein binding. Lineage: Eukaryota; Viridiplantae; Streptophyta; Magnoliopsida; Lamiales; Acanthaceae. The transcript has a single exon. Bases 16 to 2592 code for a protein of 858 amino acids.
AUCAAACAAACAAACAUGGUGAAAGUGUCUCUAACAAGUCUUCUUACGAUCGUCAUCUUCUUAAUUACUACCAAUCUUUCAUCAGUUUCUUGCAAUCCCAAAGAGAGGAGAGCUCUUCAAAAGUUCCAACAAAGCCUCUCGGAUCCUUACAAGAGGUUGUCGACGUGGAACGGUCCCGAUUAUUGCGGAUGGGAAGGCGUCACGUGCGACAACGUGACCGGCCAUGUUGUCGCGCUCAAUCUCCAUAACAAAAAGUUUGUCACAAAGCUAGUCGCAAAAGAGCUCGAUUCGUCCCUUUUCGAAUUGGGCGAGUUGCGCCACCUCGACUUGUCAUUCAACGAUUUCCAACAUAGCUCGAUCCCGGAAUUUCUCGGAUCGAUGAAACAAUUGGAGUAUCUAAACCUUUCGUUCGGGAACUUUGGGGGCAUUGUCCCGAGGAGCCUUGGAAACCUCUUAAAAUUGCGGAUUUUGGACUUGUAUGGAAUGGAGGAUUUGGUGAUCGAGGAUCUCGCGUGGGCUUCGAACCUCACGAGUUUGGAGGUUUUGGAUCUAACCAAUAUUAACCUUAGCCGGACGAACGAUUUGAUGAAGGUAUUCGGCGGGCUUCCUUUUCUCGAAAGAUUGGUUCUUACGAACACCGGGAUUGGGCCUGGUAAUUUAAGCCCGGAUCCGUGUUCGGGCUCUUUAUCGCUCGCUAGCGUCCGAUAUCUUCACUUGAGUUGGAACUCGUUCCGCGGUGAAUUCCCUUGUUUUGUUCUUAACAUGACUUGGUUAAGAGUUUUGGCGCUUUCAGACAGUGGGCUCAUGGGUCGGAUUCCUGAGUUGCUCGGCAACUUUUCGUCGUUGACGGAGCUUUAUCUUUCUUACAAUGAGUUUAACGGUCGUAUUCCCGAGUCUCUUACAAACUUGACGGCGCUAACGCAGUUGCACUUGUGUACUAACAACUUAUCCGGUCCGAUCCCAUCGUCGAUCGGUAGGUUGAGAGGUUUGAGACAACUCUCGCUCGAUCACAACAAGUUGAGUGGCGAAGUUCCCGUCUCUUUAGGACAAUUGUCGAAUCUCGACAGUUGUGAUGUGUCUUGGAACUCUCUCAACGGGACGCUUUCGGAGGGUCACUUCGCCAAUCUCUCGAUGCUAAGAUGGUUUGCGGCGGAUUACAACGCGCUUACGUUGAACGUUAGAGUCGAUUGGAUUCCUCCUUUUCGACUACGACACCUUUCCAUAAGAUCGAUCAAAGUCGGGGGUCGAUUUCCGCGAUGGCUCCGGACUCAAUCGAAGCUCACCUACCUAGAGUUGACGAACACGAGCAUCUACGGCGAUCUUCCAAAAUGGCUCUCCGACAUCAACUUUACCGAGCUACACACACCUCAAAAUCGCAUAACGGGGCCAAUUCCCGAUCUCUCUCCAACCGUUAGGGGGCUCGAUCUUUCGGACAACAUGUUAAAUGGUUCGAUACCGCUCUCGAUAUGUAAGAUGAGGGGCAUGGAUAUCCUUGAUCUUUCCAAAAACCAUCUAUCGGGCCCGAUCCCUCGUUGUUUAGUUACUUUCCCCAACAUAACAUCGUUACGAUUGUCAUCCAACGAGCUCACGGGUUUUAUCCCCGACGCCUUCAGGGACUCCCGUUACUUAGAAAUGUUGCACGUGAGCUACAACAAUCUCGUCGGGGGAAUCCCGACGAGUUUGAAAGAUUGCAAGUACCUCUCGGUCCUCGACAUUGGGAAUAAUAAGUUGAGCGAGACGUUGCCCGAAUGGAUCGGGUCGCACUUGCCCGAAAUGGUUGUCCUAAGAUUGAGGAACAAUAACUUCUCCGGGGCAAUCCCUCGAGCCCUUUGCCAAUCUUCGAAACUUCAAAUCCUCGACUUGGCCAACAACAAUUUGACGGGGCAAAUCCCGACAUGCUUCGGAAAUCUUUCCGGCAUGAUCAAGGGCAGCAGCAGCCAAGUGAUACCAUACGCACAUUGGUACGACGAGAGCUACAACCAAGUCUUGAAAGGAUCGGACAUGGAGUAUGUCCGAGUGACGACAAGAUUCGUUGUAAAUUUAGAUCUCUCGAACAAUAAAUUAGUCGGAGAAAUCCCUCCGGCCAUCACAAACCUCUCCGCCUUGAUCGGAUUCAACUUGUCCCGUAACCAUCUCGGCGGGAGAAUCCCCGAAAUGAUCGGAAACAUGGAGUUUUUAGAAUCGAUGGAUUUGUCUUACAACGAUCUAUUCGGGGCUAUACCGUCGAGUUUGUCCGAAUUAUCUUAUCUAAGUCGCUUAAAUUUGUCGCACAAUAAUCUUUCGGGACAAAUACCGACGGGGAGGCAACUCCAAACUUUACAUGACCCUUCGAUGUACGGUGCCAAUCCCGGGUUGUGCGGCGACCCGUUGCCGAAGAAAUGUCCAAAUGUGGAAAAUGGCGGGAAAAGAGACGACAAUGGCGGCGACGACGACGAUGACGGCACGGUCGAGACUAUAUACUUAAUUGGAGUGAUCGUAAGUGGGUUUGGAACGGGAUUUUGGGGCUUCAUAGGAGUUCUUGUGUUCAAAAAGAGUUGGAGGGAAACUUAUUUUCGUAAGAUGGAACGUAUCAUGCCCAAAUUAAUGCUGUAAUUAUAUUAUUAUUAUUUGUUGUGUUUAUUUGUAAAAUUUUGGUUUUUUGUUUUGAUUUUGAAUAGUAAAUUUUUUGUAUUGAAUAGUUAUUUGAUGUGAUAUAAAUAUAUAUUGAUGUGAUGUUUUGAAUGUAAAAUUAAAUUUUAGUGUAAUAUAAUAAAUAAAAAUUGGUUUUUGAUUU